Phycomyces blakesleeanus NRRL 1555(-) is the source of this 792-nucleotide messenger RNA. RefSeq lists its product as hypothetical. The transcript is spliced from 5 exons. Gene Ontology annotation, molecular function: carbonate dehydratase activity; zinc ion binding. The record is from RefSeq and is a predicted model, not a curated record. Bases 1 to 792 code for a protein of 263 amino acids. NCBI's taxonomy places the organism in Eukaryota, Fungi, Mucoromycota, Mucoromycetes, Mucorales, Phycomycetaceae. Gene Ontology annotation, biological process: carbon utilization.
AUGCCUCCUCUUAUUGUCCAAUCUACCAAGCCUGAAGAAGAUCCCCUUGUUAUCAACGGUGGUCCUGAACACGUCCAUACUGAUGGUGUUGCCUGCUUUGAUCAGACCGAAAAUCGUUCGCCUGUCAGUGCCACCGCCACUGUCAAUAAAUUCAACCCUCUUGAUGUAAACCUUGAUGGUCUUUUGGACAACAACCGUCGCUGGGCUGCAGCUGUUGAACAAGAAGACCCUGAUUUCUUUAAGCACAUUGCUGUCAAGCAAGAACCCAAGAUUCUUUGGAUUGGCUGCUCAGAUUCGCGUGCACCAGCCAACCAAAUUGUCCAACUUGGUCCUGGUGAAAUUUUUGAGCACCGAAACAUUGCCAACGUAGUCAACCAUUCGGAUCUCAACUGCUUAUCUGUUUUGCAGUAUGCAGUAGAGGUACUGAAGGUUGAGCACAUCAUUGUCUGUGGUCAUUAUAAUUGUGGUGGUGUUACUGCUGCUUAUGGUCAUCACCAGUAUGGUUUGAUUGAUAACUGGUUACGAAACAUCAAGGAUGUCUAUAGACUGCACCGUAAAGAAUUAGAGGAGAUCAAGGAUGAAACCUUGCGCCUUCGUCAGUUGAUCGAAUUCAACGCAAUCAGCUCUGCCGAAAACGUCUGCCACUCGACCAUUGUCCAAAAUGCCUGGAGCAAGGGACAAAAGUUGACUGUCCAUGCCUGGGCCUACGACCUUGAGAGUGGAAUUGCCAAGAAAUUGAACUGGUGCCGUAGCCACAUCCAGGAUGUCAAUAACAUUUACAUGGCAGCCUAA